Messenger RNA from Schistosoma spindalis, 2040 nucleotides. Lineage: Eukaryota; Metazoa; Platyhelminthes; Trematoda; Strigeidida; Schistosomatidae. The record is from the annotation of a GenBank genome assembly.
AUGAGUGUGACAGUGGACAUUCAAUCUUCUAAUCUCUGUCUUACUGAUAAUGAAAAUAAUCAACAUGAACAACUUAUACCAGAAGAUACAAUUUCAACUGUAUACAAUGAACAACCAAAUACGAAUUUAGAUGAUAAUGAUUCAAAUAAUAAUUUACAUAAAGUUCUAGAUGAUUUAAACAAAUUCAAUGAUGAAUUAAAGAAACCAUUCAAUGAUUCAUUCUCUAUUGAUUUAUCUAAUUUACCAUAUCCUUCUGGUUAUUCUAUUAUAAAACAAAAUGAUUCAAUGACACAUUGUGAUAAUCAAUAUGGAGAGUCAAAUGAAAUUGAACAGGAAAAUUCAAAGGAACCAAGAAUGACAAAAAAAUUUUUAAAACAACAUUGUGCAAAGAAUAAAUUGUAUCAAACACCACAAUUAAACGAUAUACUCUAUCUACAUUAUAAUGGAUUUUCCAAAAUUGAAAAUCUUGAUGAAUAUACAAAUUUAAAAUGUUUAUUUUUAGAAGUAAAUGGUUUAUUAAAAAUUGAUGGAUUACAUAAUCAAACUGAAUUACGUUCAUUAUAUUUAUCAAAAAAUUUAAUACGUUCUAUUGAGAAUUUAGAUCAUAUGAAAUAUUUAGAUACAUUAGAUGUAAGCUAUAAUAUGAUCAGUAAAAUUGAAAAUCUUGAUUUAUUACCAAAUUUCACAAAAUUAAUUAUAUCCCAUAAUAAAUUAACAGAAAUUAAUGAUUUAAUCCAUUUAAUUAAAUGUGAACAUUUAUCUGUACUUGAUAUACAACAUAAUUUUAUAAAAGAUCCUAAUGUUGUUGAAGAGGUAUUUGCUAAAUUACCAAAUUUAAGAGUUUUAUACAAUCAAGGCAAUCCGUUUAUUCGAGAAGUGAAGAAUUAUCGUAAGAAUAUCAUUAAUCAAUGUAAAAAUCUCACUUAUCUAGAUGAUCGUCCUGUUUUUCCAAUGGAUAGAGCAUGCGCUGAAGCAUUUUAUUCAGGAGGAAUUGAAAAAGAACGUGAAACUAGACAACAAUGGAUUGAUGCAGAACAAAAAAAGAUUUUAGAUAGUGUUAAAUGGUUAUCCAAUAAACGUAAAGUCAUAGAAGCAAGACGUCGUAAAACUGAAUUAUGUAAACAAGCUGAAGAAGCUGGUUUAUCAACUGACAAUAUACAUAUUACACCAGGUGAUAUUGACUGGUUAUAUGGAAAUGUAGAUAGUGAAAAAAAUGAAAGUGAUUCAAAUCAAGAACUUGAGGAAACAAAUAAUAAUGUAGAAAACUAUACUGUAUCUACAUUGAAUGCAACAGAUGAAGAACAUUAUCCUAUGAUACAUUCUGAAUCAUUGAAUACUCAAAUAUCUAAAGAAUUCUAUUCAUUAGAGAUGAUUAACUUAAACACUGAUAACACUAAGUUGAAUAUUUCACUGAAAAACAAUGAUGAAGAAUUAAUUACUAAUGAUAAUUCUGUUAUAAGUGAACAAAAGAAUAAUUCUAAUGAAGAUAAUAUUGAAUCAGUUUCAGUGAAUGAAGAGAUAACUUUAGUCAAAGUUAAUGAAAAUAAUAAUUCAAUUUUCAAUCAUUUAAAUUAUGAUAAUAAUGAUAAUGAUCAUAAUGGUAUGAAUAGAAGCCACUUAUUAUCCUUCUUAAAUAUUACAGGUAAUUGUAAUGAUGAUGAAGUGUCUGAUCAAGAGAUUGAAAAUGAUUGUACAGAAAGUAAUGAAAUAGAUGAUUUAACUAUUAAAACAAGAAAUAUGAAAACUUGUAAGAAUUUUAUAACAACAAUUGAUAAUAGUGAUCAACUUGAUGAAACUAUCGUAUUAAGUGAAGAAACAGUUAAAGAAAAUCUAUCUCAUAUUCCAAAAUCUGCAUUCAUUGAAGAAUUGUGUAGUGAAGCUUAUAAUCCAAAUAACACAUUUUGUAUAGAUACAACAUUAGAUAAACAAGAAAACUUUAUGAAUUCCAAUGAAACAAAUGAUCAAAAUGUUAUUGAAAUAUAUGAAGAACAGGAUAAUAUAAACGAAUCUAUAUGUAGACAUAAACAAGGAUUUGAAUAA